This is a messenger RNA of Ailuropoda melanoleuca (giant panda), 472 nucleotides long. It is a transcript of the gene NDUFA2, whose product is annotated as NADH:ubiquinone oxidoreductase subunit A2. NCBI's taxonomy places the organism in Eukaryota, Metazoa, Chordata, Mammalia, Carnivora, Ursidae. The transcript has 3 exons. Gene Ontology annotation, cellular component: respiratory chain complex I. The record is from RefSeq and is a predicted model, not a curated record. The coding region runs from base 61 to 360 and encodes 99 amino acids.
UUGGUCUUCUUGGAGAGCUUAGACGGAAGUCCUGGGCUGGGGAGUUAGGCACCCGCGAAGAUGGCGGCUGCAGCAGCGAGUCGCGGGAUCGGGGCCAAACUUGGCCUGCGUGAGAUUCGCCUCCACUUGUGCCAGCGCUCGCCCGGCAGCCAGGGCGUCAGGGAAUUCAUCGAGAAACGCUAUGUGGAGCUGAAGAAGGCGAACCCUGGCCUGCCCAUUCUAAUCCGCGAGUGUUCUGAUGUACAGCCCAAACUCUGGGCCCGCUACGCAUUUGGACAAGAGAAGAAUGUCUCUUUGAACAACUUCAGUGCUGAUCAGGUAACCAGAGCUGUGGAGAAUGUGCUAAGUGGCAAAGCCUGAAGCCUCCACUGAUUGUUAACAGCAACAGCCCUACAGCUUGGCCUCUUUUGGACUGAGUACAAUAUAAAAAAAGUGUUCAUUUGUUCUUUAUAAAGCUUGUGCUGAAAAAUGC